Messenger RNA from Solenopsis invicta (red fire ant), 942 nucleotides. It is a transcript of the gene Psf3, whose product is annotated as DNA replication complex GINS protein PSF3. Lineage: Eukaryota; Metazoa; Arthropoda; Insecta; Hymenoptera; Formicidae. Gene Ontology annotation, biological process: mitotic DNA replication initiation. Bases 221 to 823 code for a protein of 200 amino acids. The record is from RefSeq and is a predicted model, not a curated record. Gene Ontology annotation, cellular component: GINS complex. The transcript is spliced from 4 exons.
ACGCGCAUCCGAUUCAAGUAGUAAAUGCUAACUUAACCUCACUCGUCUUUCGUUUCUAUCAGCCUCUUACCAAAGUAACAGAAGAAAAAGUUAUGCCUGGUUAUGCCAGCAUUUCAUGAGGCGCUGAUUGUUGUGAUCAGCAUCUGCAUUUAGAUGCAAGUAAUGUAACUCCAUUGGGGGGUUGAUUAGAAUUCUUAAAACAAGUAUUGAAAGAAGUAAGAUGUCAUUGUCUUACAGUUACAUGCCGGAUUAUUUUUCUUUGACGGAUAUUCUAUGUACAGAAGAACGAAUAUCGUGCAAGGUGGAAGUCACACUACCUCGCUUGGGUUUUAUAGAUCUUUCUUCCGAGUCAGAGGAUCUAAAUCUUGGUACAAAGUUGGAACUCCCACUGUGGCUGGCACAACCAUUAAAUAAAACGAGAACACCGUAUGUUAGUGUAGAUACACCCAAAACAUAUAAGGAGGGCUACAGGGAAAUUUUAUUAGCAGACGCUUGUACAGUUGAACUGAAUAAAUGGAAUCCAUAUUAUUACGAACUGGGAAUGUAUUUGAGGAGGUUCAACAAUAACGAUAGUGAAAUGAUCACUGAUAGUUUGCUAUUAACCUUUAGAACGCGAUUUAGACAGGUCAUGGAUUGGGUGCAAAGCCCCGACCCUCUGCUUAAUAGUUUACUCCCGAGAUUAGAAAGAGACUUGUUUCUAACAGGCAGAAAAGCCGAGUUGCAAUUGAAUGAAUGGUUACGAAAAGGUUCGAGCGUUAUUGAAACUUCACAGAGCGCUGUGAAUCUUAUGAAGCGAAAACGAACAGAUUAUGAACUGAAUUAAAACGGGUGCACUGUGUGCAUUUAUAUGUGAUAAAAUCAAAAUAUUAAGUACAAUAAUAUGUUUACGCAAUGUAAUUUUUUAUACGAUUGGUACAAUAAACGCGAAUUUAUAAUAUUAAA